Molecule: messenger RNA, 900 nt
Organism: Salvia hispanica
Lineage: Eukaryota; Viridiplantae; Streptophyta; Magnoliopsida; Lamiales; Lamiaceae
Product: putative inactive nicotinamidase At3g16190
Source: RefSeq, a predicted model, not a curated record
UUCACAUUUGACGAAGGCCCAAUCCAACACAAUUAAAUCUCACAUUGUGAUAAAUAAGAGGAAAAAAUAGCAAAGAUUUAGAGGUGCAGCAAUGGCAGACUCAAACUGGAAGAAUACCGCCCUUCUUGUAAUUGAUAUGCAGAAAGAUUUCAUUUAUCCCGGCAGUCCGGUGCAUGUUAUAGGCGGCGCAGCUAUUGUUCCAAAUGUUGUUAAGGCCGUUGAACAAGCUCGAAUCCGUCAAAUUCCUAUUAUUUGGGUUGUGCGAGAGCAUGAUCCAUUGGGGAGAGAUGUAGAGUUGUUCCGCAGGCAUUGGUAUGCUGCUGAUGAACCAAAACCGACUUCAAAGGGUAGCGUGGGUGCAGAAUUGGUUGAUGGGCUGGUCAUCAAAGACGGUGACUAUAAGCUGGUGAAGACGAGGUUUAGCGCCUUUUUUAACACACACCUUCACUUAUAUCUACAGGGCGCUGGAAUUAAUAAGCUAGUAAUCACUGGUGUUCAAACUCCAAACUGUAUCCGGCAGACUGUCUUUGAUGCUGUUGCAUUAGAUUAUCAUAAAGUCACGGUCAUUGUUGAUGCAACCGCUGCUGCCACGCCUGAUGUACACAUUGCUAAUAUAUAUGACAUGACAAACAUUGGAGUGGCAACGCCAACUCUAGAAGAAUGGUGUAAGUUCGAAGGUUAGCAUAUUUGGCUUGGCUGCUGCUCGGAAGGCGUCGUCAAUAUGAGUAUGGUGGCGAAGAUCCGCUUGUAAAUACAGUUCCUAUCGUUAGCACAGGAUGUUGUGUGUUUAGUAACUAUACUGGUUAUUAAUGUGUGACACUGAUUGUAUAAAUGCAUAAUUGUAUUGAGUUUGUGGUUUGUAACGUGAAUUUGACAUAAAAAAAGUUGAUAUUGCUUUCA